AUGCCUCAAGGAGUGUACAGGGAGCUGUGUCUGCAGGUCAUCAAACACAAGCAUGAAUGUGAAGUGCAAGGAGCGAGGCAGCACCUGGAGAGUGAGCGAACGCUGCUGUUUGACGCCAUGAAGGGCGAGCUACUGGAAAAGAUAAGGAGGCUGGAGGAGGACAGGCAGAAUAUAGACCUCACCUCAGAGUGGAGCGAUGAGCUGAGGGGCAAGAAGUGCAAAAGAAAGAACCUGCUGGGUCGAUCUGAGAAGAAAAAGAAAGUAGCUUUGGUUUCAGGGCCUUUCAUCGUCUACAUGCUGAGAGACAUCGACAUCCUUGAAGACUGGACUGCUAUCAAGAAGGCGAAAGCAGCUCUGUCGCCACUAAAAAAGAAAGUUGAAAAGCGGUGAUGAAAGGCGGAUCUGUGCAACAGCGACACCAAACUUAACACACACUCACGUUCCCAGCUAUUUCCAGUUCAGGUUUUGUCUCGUUGAAGCCCAGCAGACUGUUGAGUUGUUUUUCUGCGCUUUUGAUCCCACCUGCCUACCACCCUACUGCUUGUUUGUUAUCUAUUGCUAUUUAAAAGACUUUCUUAACGAUAUGACAACCAUGUAUUUAUAGAAUGAUUUAUAAUGCUGAUUGAAAAUCUAAUCUUUUAGCACACAA
Messenger RNA from Pundamilia nyererei, 649 nucleotides. RefSeq names its product BRMS1 transcriptional repressor and anoikis regulator (gene brms1). The record is from RefSeq and is a predicted model, not a curated record. The transcript is spliced from 7 exons. NCBI's taxonomy places the organism in Eukaryota, Metazoa, Chordata, Actinopteri, Cichliformes, Cichlidae. The coding region runs from base 1 to 390 and encodes 129 amino acids.